Molecule: messenger RNA, 3876 nt
Organism: Episyrphus balteatus (marmalade hoverfly)
Lineage: Eukaryota; Metazoa; Arthropoda; Insecta; Diptera; Syrphidae
Exons: 1
Coding region: 1-3876 (1291 amino acids)
Biological process (GO): DNA integration
Molecular function (GO): nucleic acid binding
Source: RefSeq, a predicted model, not a curated record
AUGUAUGUGAUGGGUGACGCAGCAGAUGAUAUAUUUUUAUCAUUUCGCUUGAAACCUGCAGCAAGUCAGGAUUAUAAAUCAGUGCUACAAGCGUUCGAGGAUUUUUUUGUUGUGAGGCACAAUGUUAUAUUUGAACGAGCUAAAUUUAAUUCGAGGUUUCAAGAAGAAGGUGAGUCGGUGGAGAGCUUCAUGACCGCAAUUUAUAGAUUGUCUGAAACCUGCAAUUACGGUGACCUCAAAGAUGAAAUGAUUCGAGAUAGGUUGGUGGUAGGUGUGAGGGAUAAAGGGUUAUCCGAAAAGCUACAACUAGAACCAUCUCUAACGUUAGACAAAGCCAUCACUACAAUUCGCAGCAAUGUUUCCGUUCGUCGUCAGCAGCAAGAGCUUAAUACGUCAUCACCAUCAAUCAACCGUUUACAAUCAUCGAACGAGUCAGCAACAGUUCAAAAAAAACGAUUUUCGUCACAAAAUCCAACAACAAGUAGUCAUCAGAGGCAAAAUGACAUGAAACAACGGACCUCCAACAACAACAAAAAGAAAUGCGAUUUCUGUGGUAAUGAUCCCCACCCCAGCAAACACAAAUGCCCUGCAUAUGGGAAACGCUGCAGCAAAUGCAACAAGUGGAAUCAUUUCAGUUAUGUUUGCAAAUCUAAUAAACUCUCUGUUAAAAAUAUUAAUAGCGUAGCCGAGCAACCAGCACACAUUAAUAUAAAUGAAACCUUUAUUGGUACCUUUCACACUAAAGCAACUAGCAAUACCACUCAGUGGACCGAAGACAUUGCCGUUAAUGGUGUAAAAGUGAAUUUUGUUCUUGAUAGCGGUGCUCCGGUUAAUGUUAUUCCCCUGUUAGUUUUUAAUAAAAAAUUUUCUAACACUAUUUUGAAAGACAGUGAUCGCAAUCUUGUUGGGCCAGUUGGUGAAAAUUUAAAAAUAAUUGGUUCCUUUGAUGGAAAAUUAGAAUGCAAUAAUAGAUUUUUAUAUUCAACGAUUUAUGUCAUAGAACAAUUAAAAGCUCCUCUGCUAUGUUUGAGUGCAUGUGAACAAUUAAAAUUAAUACAGAGACUCAAUGCGAUCAAUACAAAUAACUGUGCACAGGUUCGUUCAAGUGUAAACAUUGAAUCAGAAUUCCCUAAACUACUUCAGGAAUUAGGCUGCCUUCCGGGGCAAUAUGAAAUAAAAUUAAAAUCCCCAAACAAUCCAUAUGCUAUCUAUACAGCACGCAGAGUACCCAUUCCAUUAAUAGGGAAAUUAAAAUCAAAAUUAGACGACAUGGUAAGGCUGGAAGUCAUCAAAUUCGUUGAUGAACCAACAGAGUGGUGUGCGCCACUUGUCAUUGUUCCAAAAGCUGAUGGAGACAUUCGCCUUUGUGUUGAUCUACAUAGACUAAAUGAGUGCGUUGAACGUGAAGUGCAUCCCAUGCCCAGUGCGGAUCACACUCUUGCGCAGUUAUCUGGAGCGAAAUUUUUCACGAAAUUAGACACGAAAAAUGGGUUUUGGCAGGUGAAACUUUCACCUCAAUCGCAGCUAAUGACAACUUUUUUGACACCAUUUGGGCGUUAUUGCUUCCUUCGGCUACCUUUUGGAAUUUCAAGCGCUCCUGAAAUUUUUCAGAAGCAAAUUCAGCGUAUAAUUGAAGGCAUUCCAGGGGUAUUGUGCCAAACAGAUGACAUACUCGUCUAUGGGUCCACAAUAGAAAGUCACGACGAUAACGUUCGUAAGGUUUUAAGAAGGUUGGAGUCUAAAGGGGUGACUCUUAAUGGUGCAAAGUGUCAAGUUGGCAUUACGUCCGUGACAUUUCUCGGACACAGAAUAGAUGACACAGGUAUUCAUCCAGGAAAAUCCAAGGUGGAAGCGAUCGAAGGAUUCUCAACUCCAAGCAACGUAACUGAAUUGAAAAGAUUCCUAGGUCUAGUCAACUAUUUAGGCAAAUUCGUUCCCGAUUUGGCAACAAUAUGCCAUCCACUGAAUGAUCUUCUGAGAAACAACGUCAGCUUUACCUGGGGUGUGAGUCAAAAUAAUGCAUUUUUAAAUCUAAAGAAAAUUUUAAUUACAGAACCCGUGCUGAAAAUGUUUGACCCAAGCCAUAAAACUAUUAUCUCGGCUGAUGCUUCCUCAUUUGGGCUUGGAGCUGUCUUGCGACAGGAAGAUAGUGACGGAUUUCUUAAGCCAGUCGCUUAUGCAUCGAGAACCUUGACUGAGACAGAAAAAGGUUACGCUCAAAUAGAAAAGGAGGCGUUGGCGAUAACGUGGGCGACAUGCGAAAAAUUUCGGGAUUAUGUCACAGGUAUGUCAUUCUUUAUUGAGACGGACCAUAAGCCAUUGGUUCCGAUUUUCACCUCCAAGAAUCUAGAUGAGUUGACACCCAGGUUGCAAAGAUUCAGAAUGCGUAUGUUGCAGUUCUUAUUCAAAAUUUUUUACACCCCAGGGAAAGAUUUAAUUGCAGCUGACGCCUUAUCCAGAAGCCCAGUAGUGUCAUCAAACCAAAGCCAAGAAAGCGAAGAAGACCUAAGCACUUUCGUGAAAGCUAUUAUCUCCGUCAUACCAGCAACAAAAACAAAAAUUGAUGAAAUAAAAACAGCCCAACAAAAUGAUGCGAUUUUAAACGAAGUUAAAAACUAUGUUCAAAAUGGUUGGCCCAUAAAACAAAAAACUUCUCCAGAAGCAAGGCAAUUUUUUAAUGACCGUUAUAGUCUGGCGAUUAAUGAUGGAAUGCUGAUGUAUGCCAACCGUUUAGUCAUUCCACAUAAAAUGCGCAACGAGAUGUUAACCAGAAUCCAUGAAGGCCACCUAGGUAUCAACAAAUGCAGAGCGCGUGCAAGGCAAUCGGUCUGGUGGCCGGGAUGUGCAGCACAGGUGGAACAUGUCGUCAAAGGGUGCGAAGUAUGCAUUCAACAUACUACCCCGAGGCAUGAACCACUUAUUCCAACGGAAACACCUAAGAAUCCAUGGCAGAUGGUCGGAGCUGACAUUUUCUUUUGCCAAUCAAAAACUUUUUUGGUAGUCAGCGAUUAUUUUUCGCGUUUUCCAGAAAUAGCUUUAUUGGAAAAUCAAUCUGCAAAAUGCAUUAUUUCUAAACUUAAAUCUAUUUUUUCCAGACAUGGAAUCCCAGAGGUAGUACGAACCGAUAAUGGGCCGCAGUUCAAACAGCUUGAGAUGUCCGAAUUUAGAAAUUUUGCCAGAGAAUGGGGAUUCACGCACAUCACCUCGAGCCCAAGAUUUCCACAAAGCAAUGGCUUUAUUGAAUCAGCCGUGAAAACAGUUAAACUCCUUAUGAAAAAAAACGAAGAUCCUUACCUUGCUCUUUUAGAGUAUAGAGCAACGCCAACUGCAAAUGGAUAUAGCCCUGCUGAAUUGCUGAUGAACCGAAGAUUGAGAACGACUUUACCACUUGCAUCUGAGCAAUUGCGUCCCAAGUUGAUUAAUUAUGAUGAACUUCAGCUCAAAGAACAAGCCUUAAAACGUAACCAAGCAAAGAAUUUUGACCAGAGACGAGGCGUCCACAAGCGUCAGGAAUUUUUACCUGAUGAUAUCGUUUGGGUUCGAGAUCUGCACGUUUGGGGCAGAAUUGUAAACAAAGCUAAUCUACCACGCUCAUACUACGUCGAGACCGAAAGAGGUACUUUUCGAAGAAAUUCAUUUCACCUUGUUUAUUCUUUCAGAAAAGAUCUUCCUAAAAUACAAAAUGACGUACAUAUUCCGGAGCCUACUGCUGAUUCACAAUCAACUCCUGUGUCUACCACUAGUGAAGAACCUAAAGGGGGAGAAGAAUCCACAAGAAACUCUGACGUGGAAACACAUCCCAACUAUCUAACAACAACUCGAUAUGGUAGAACAGUAUUGAAGCCGAGCAGAUAUGGCAUCAUAAAAUCACAUUAA